This is a messenger RNA of Cajanus cajan (pigeon pea), 2440 nucleotides long. The record is from RefSeq and is a predicted model, not a curated record. NCBI's taxonomy places the organism in Eukaryota, Viridiplantae, Streptophyta, Magnoliopsida, Fabales, Fabaceae.
UAAAUAGAAGGCUUCAUGCUGCCUGGUAAGUGUAACUGUAUAGUAAUAAGCAAAGCAGCGCCCAACUACUUAGAGUUGAGAUCGAUCAGAUAAUACACAAUAACAUUCCUCUCUUGCUCGUUCUAUAAGCUAGGAAUCAGCGCGCGGUGAGUUAAGGAAGAUGGAAUACGAGGGGUUGGUGCAGAAUGGUGCAUAUGGGAGCUUGUCAGAGUUUUUUGCCCCAGAAACGGAUUUGAUUGAUGAGCUGUUUGUAGAAGGAUGCUGGGUGGAAACAAGGGUUAAUUCAAAGUCAGAGUGGAGCAUGGAAGCGCAAAUAGAAGAAUCAGAAGUGGGGAAGAGAUGGUGGAUUGGACCAAGGGCGAAUCCAGGGCCAUCUACGUCUGUGCAAGAGAGAUUAGUGGUUGCCGUUGGGUACUUAAAAGAAUACGCCAUGAAUUCCAUUCAGGUAUGGGUGCCCGCACGGACUACACGUGCUCAGCCUCCAUACGCCCUUGGCCUUGAUUAUGGGGACGCAACAAGAGGUUUUGAGUUUGAGGAUGAGUGGAGUCCCAAUCCCAACAUUCGGUUCUUCAGAAGUGACGAGCAAUACGAUGUACGUGCUGGAUCUCUCGCCCUUCCUGUCUUUGAGAGAGGCACUGCCAUAUGUCUUGGUUUUCUCCAGAUUCUGAUGCCCAACAACCCCAACCUCCACAAUGUUUGUCAUGCCCUUCAGGGUGUUGAUUUUAUAAAUCAAAACUUGAAUGUUCCACCGGGCGUCACCGUGAAGGGUUUUGACGAGUUAUACGAAGGUGCAUUAAAUGAGAUAGUACAAGUUUUGACGUGUGUGUGCAAGGCGCAUAAGUUGCCUUUGGGUCUGACAUGGGCUCCGUGCAUCCAACAAGGAAAGAGUGGAUGCGGGCAUUCAAAGGAUGAGAAUUAUGUGUCUCUGGUGGAUGGGGCUAGUUUUGUGGCGGAUGUAGAACUAUUGGGAUUCCAGGAAGCGUGCUCUCAGUGUCACCUUUUGGGACAAGGACAAGGGCAAGGAGUAGUCGGGACAGCUUUCACAACCACCAAACCUUGUUUUGCAAACGACAUGAGUAAGGCUCUGCCUCUGGCACACCAUGCUAACAUGUUUGGCUUGCACGCUGCUGUCGCCAUUCCACUCCGGAGUGUCUCCGCUGAUUUCGUGUUAGAGUUUUUCCUCCCAAGGGACUGCCAAGACUACAAGCACAUUCUCAAUUCAUUGUCCAUGCUAGUGCAGCAAGCUUGCCGGAGUUUGCAUGUUGUGACUGUGGAGGAGGAAUUUCUGUUGCCUGUUGCUCAUGAAAUGGAAUCAUCAUCAUGGAUUGCACAUAUGAUGGAGGCCCAGACCCAACAGAAUGGGAAAGGUGUGUCAGUGUCCUUGGAAUACCUGCAAGAGCCAAAACAAGAGUUCAAAGUGACAACCAACGGCAACUGCAAUGAAAAUGAAGAAUCCUAUGGUGGGCGCCGGGGUGGCAGGAAAUCAGGCGACAAGAGACGAACCAAGGCAGAGAAGACUAUCAGCUUGCCGCUUCUUCGACAGUACUUUGCGGGAAGCCUCAAAGACGCUGCCAAGAGUAUUGGCGUUUGUCCUACCACUCUAAAAAGGAUAUGCAGACAACAUGGAAUUACAAGGUGGCCUUCAAGGAAAAUUAAGAAGGUAGGCCACACUUUAAGGAAGCUUCAAGUUGUCAUCGACUCCGUCCAGGGUGCUCAAGGUGCCAUUCAAAUUGGCUCCUUCUAUACCAGUUUUCCAGAGUUGAGCUCUACCACUGCCACUGCUAGUGCUGUUUCUCAAUCAUCCAAGAAUGUCAAUAACAAUAACGAUACUUCUGAAAAUAACCAAGGACAACUUGGAGCUACUACUUUCAAAUCCCCAACGUCAUCUUGCAAUGCAUCCAUCCAACUCCAAGCCCCCCAUCCUAUUCAAUGCCUUGAGGUACCUCCUUUGCCCCAAACUAGUGUCUGGAACACGACUACUUUUAGAGUCAAAGCUACUUUUGGGGAUGAAAAAAUCCGUUUUAGCUUGCAACCAAAUUGGGUAUUCAGAGAUUUGCAGAUGGAGAUUGCAAGACGUUUCAAUCUAAACGAGAAUAUUAACAACAUUCAGCUCAAGUAUUUGGACGAUGCUCGAGAGUGGGUUCUUUUAACAUGUGAUGCGGAUCUUGAGGAGUGCAAAGACAUAAAUAGAUCAUCUCACAACCGCACAAUUAGACUCUUCCUCUUUCAGGCUUCGCCUCUAAAUCAUGCGAAUGCAUUUGGCAGCGGCAGCCCCUCCUAUUCCUAACACCGCUUUUACUUGUUAGAGUAACUCAAAACCAUUUUUCUAUUACUUCUCUCAUUCAAUAGAUACAACGAUAUUAGUCCCAAAUAAUCAGCUUUCAAAUGCUAAGAAUCUAUGCUUUAUCCAUAUGAGAUAUUAUUAGAUACUUCUUCACUA